ACGUACACAACCCACACUGCCUCCCAUAAUCCCUAGAAAACGUUUCCAUUCCACCGCCUUCCCCACUUUAUUUCUCUGUCUCUCUCUUCUCAAUUUACCACCACCCACAAAAAUCUCCAAAACCCCGAAUCCCACAAAAUUUUUACAGAUUCAUCUUUCCACCGCCUCCCCCUUUAUUUCUCUCUGUCUCUCUCUUCUCAAGCUCCACCACCAUUACCAGUUUACCACCACCCACAAAAAUCUCCAAAACCCCGAAUCCCACAAAAUUUUUACAGAUUCAUCUUACUUCCAAAUUUGCUCCAAUUCUUCUUGUUGUACUCCCAAUCUGAAGAUUAUGAUCAAUCCCAACGAAAUUACGAGUCUUACAAUCACAACCCUCAAGAAACCUCAACUAAUUAUGAUGGGUUGCACUAGCAGAAGUGAUGGAAUGAGAAUGACAACCGGUGGGAGAAAGAAGAAAUCAUGUGGGUGAUUUUGUUGUCUGACUCGCGAGUUGACUCGGCCAAACUCGGUAAGUUUUACUGAUUUCUUAUUGAUUUGAGUUGACUCGGUAAAUAUCGACCGAGUCAAUCCGAGUCAACUCGGAUUCCGGUGAAACGGCGAUGCGGGUGUCGGUAUCGUACCGGUGAGUCCCGUUCCGGUUAUGACUCGGCCGAGUCAACUCGGACUCGGCCGAUUUGGCGAACCAUGGUUGGGAUGGGGCACCCGAAGAAGUCAUGGCUUGUCAUACGGAUGUUAAGCUUUCUGAUUUACUUCAGGAGGUUAAGCCCUCUAGUUCAGAUUUGAUGGAGAUGUUCAUUCAACUUCUGAAAGCUUCGUUGCCAAUGGGACCAGGAACGGCAAAAACAGAUGCAAUCACAAGCUUUGUCAACUUUCUCCUGGAAAACACGGUAGAAUCCCUCAAAGAUCGAAUCAGUUCCAUUCAUGAGGAGCUAAUAUGCCUCAUGAAAUUUCUAAUGGUUCUACCAGAUGAGUCGACUAGAGAUUUGGAAAGGAUCUCAUCAGAUAUCAGAGCAGCCGCUACGGAUGCUGCAUCAUUUCAGGUCAACGAAGUGACAGAAGAGCAAGUCGCUGAAAUGAGUCUUGUUCUGUCAAGGCCUCUUCACAGGAUGAAGCUGAUCAAAGCGGAGAUCAUUCUGAUGCAGCUGCUAGACUCUCAAGAAGUUUUUAUGGUGUCAAUGAAGGAUAAAUACACAGCCCUCCAUGAAGGGUUGAAAUUCCUAAGAACUGUUCCAAUUUACCUGCCUGAGGAGAAAGAAGAGGAUGGCAAACUAUUCUCCAAACAUGUUGAAGCACUGGGAACCGAGGUGAUAUCUUUCAUAUAUUCAAUUCAUGAAAACAAUUUAAUGCAAGAUCCCGUGAUGGAAAUGAAUCUUUCACUUCAUAUAUUGCUGCUUAAGAUUAAGCUGGUUAAGGCGGGUCUAUCCUUAAUGAGGCUACAUAAUCAUGAAGCUAAUCUGGUAUCCUGUGUUAAGGAUCAUGAAAUUAAAAGCCUUCAUGAGGGGAUGGAGUUCUUGAGAACUUGUCUCAUGGACACCAUAGAUGCUGAGGCUAAUUCAGAGGACUGGGAAUUGUUUGUGCUGCAUCUUGACUCUGUUGUUAGCGAGUCAUCAUCACUUAUUUCGUCAUCUGGUGGCAGUGGAAUGACAGAAGACAUGGCCAGUGAAUUGGAUUUUUCCAUUUUCAGAUUGCUUCUGAAAAUUAAGUUGAUCAAGGCAGAGGUUAUAUUGAUGAAGCUUAAUAAAAUUCCCAAGUUAGGCUUGAUAGUUCACAUGAAUGAUGAAGUUAAAACCCUCCAGGAAGGGGUCAGAUUGCUCAGAACCUUCCUCGUGAAUCCUCCCGUGGAAGAAAUGGAUCAACUGACGUCGGCAAAGUGUGAAGCUACAGCCAAUGAGGCGGCAUCUCUAAUUUUUUCCCUUCGUGAGCAUGUAACCAAAGAGGAAAUGGGCACUGAAAUGAGUUGUUUGCUUUCUGAGUUUGCAGAUAAGAUUGAGCUUUUCAAAGCAGAGAUCCAAGAAACUUGCCUUCAAGUUCUAUUCUCAGAUUGCUGUGAAACGUCUGGAACUAUAGGAAUAUUUGACCUCUUGGACAAUAUAAAGGACAAAGCUAAUUCUGUUGUCUUCGUGAAACAUCACAUUGAAACGCUACUCGGGGAGCUCCAGUUCCUCGAAUCCUUCCUCAUGGAUACUGCAGAGCACUAUAUUUGGCAUCGAGAAUUGAAAGAUCUUUGGGCAUGUAUUACAGAUGUUGCAUCCGAGACGAAGUAUAUCACUGAUUUACUUCUUGUAAGAGAUAAUGCUCUUUGCUACUUUAUGCUGUGGUUUCCUUUAGCAAUGGAAGACCUCAAAAUCAUUAAAGCAAAGAUCAUGGAAAUAUACGACGAGAAAAGGUAUGGCAUUGGUGCCGACAGUGAUGCCACAGCUGAUCCACGGAGAAUUGAUGACGUUGUGGUUGGGCUUGAAGAUGAAACACACAGAAUUAUUGAUCGACUAACAAGAGGAACAAUGAGGAUGGAUAUCAUUUCAAUUGUCGGCAUGGGUGGGAUUGGUAAGACAACUCUCGCCCAAAGAGCUUAUAACCAUCCUGCAGUUGUUCAGCACUUCCAGAUCCGUGCGUGGUGUAUUGAGUCCGUAGAAUAUCAAAGACGAGAGAUCUUACUUGAUAUAUUGCGUGAUGUUACGGUUGUUACUAAUAGAAUUUAUGACAUGCGGGAUGAUGAUUUAGCAGGAGUUCUGUACAAUUGUUUGAAGCAAAAGAGAUACCUCAUUGUUUUGGAUGAUAUAUGGGACACCAAAACCUUGGAUGAUUUAAGAAGAUCAUUUCCAGAUGAUGAUUCGGGAAGUAGAAUUAUGUUGACCAGCCGAAUUGCGGAACUGGCUGCAGAAGCUGAUCCGAUGGCACGCAUCCACUUUCAUCGUUUUCUAACCAUUGAUGAAUCUUGGUUCUUAUUCCUAAAAAAGAAAUUCGAGACUGAAACUUUCGAUUCGUCAUUGAUGGAAGUAGGACAGCGGAUUGUGGAACAAUGCAGAGGACUUCCUCUUGCAAUUGUUAUAAUGGCUGGUGUCCUUGCAAACACAAAAAUGGAAUGUUCCUGUUGGGCAGAAGUGGCACAGAGUUUGUCCUCAAGGACUCGUUUUGUAUCGCUCCUUCCUGUGCUACGAGUUGCUUAUGACAGCUUACCAGAUCACUUGAAGCUCUGCUUUCAUUAUAUUGGAGAAUUCCCAGAUAGGAAAGAAAUUCCUGCUCCAAAAUUGUUCCGACUAUGGAUAAAAAAUGGAUUGAUAAAACAAACUGAGUCAAAAUCAUUGGAGGAUGUUGCAGAGGAAUGCUUGUUGGAUCUAAUAUCCAGAAACUUGGUAACUAUAUCAAGAAGACGAUACAAUGGCAGGGUCAGAGCAUGUCGUGUUCAUGAUAUCGUGCUAGACCUAUGCAUGUCAGUGAAGCAGCAAAAUGGUUGGAAAGCAUCAACACGAGCAGUUGCCUUUUCUGCUGGAUAUCCUGUUGUCGAUAGGGAACAGGCAUGCCAUGAGCUAACAUAUCAAUUUGAAUGGUGUUUGAACUUCCCAUGUUUUGAUUUGAUUGAUUGACCACACGCUCCGUACAUAGAGUUGGUAUAAAAUAUGGUAAAAAUGCGCAAAUUCAUCGUACACUUGCUAAUUGAUGCGGGACAUCCAGAGUUGCAAAGCGGAGUCACGAAGUUUGCCAACUAAUACAAUUGCCGGCCAUACGUCCCCGUGAACAGGAGAUGCGCAGAAUUAAUUCCGAUGGCAGCAAGUAAAAGAAUUUGAGUAGUAGUAGGAAGUAGGAGACUAAUUCAAUUCUGUUUCCUUAUUUAGUAGAAAAAUAUGAAAUAGACUUGGAGAAAAAUUACGAUAUUUCCUUUUUCUUCUUUUUGGUAGUUUCCAGAGAGGAAGGAAGUCAACGGAGACUAGGAGUCUUCCCUCCUAUUCCUUUUGGUAGCCGUAUAGGAGUAGACAAUGGGUAGAUAGGAAUUAGAGAGAAAUAUAGCAUACCAUCUUCAUUAUUUUUAACUUUUGACUUUUUUGUCUUAUUCAUUGUAAUUUCAAUUAUUCAUUCGCUUUGAUCAUCUCAAUUGAGAGACGAUGUAUGCAACAAUUGAUUCUACAA
Coffea arabica (coffee) is the source of this 4128-nucleotide messenger RNA. RefSeq names its product putative late blight resistance protein homolog R1B-12. NCBI's taxonomy places the organism in Eukaryota, Viridiplantae, Streptophyta, Magnoliopsida, Gentianales, Rubiaceae. The record is from RefSeq and is a predicted model, not a curated record. Gene Ontology annotation, biological process: defense response to other organism. Gene Ontology annotation, molecular function: ADP binding.